Pipra filicauda (Wire-tailed manakin) is the source of this 1684-nucleotide messenger RNA. RefSeq names its product LIM homeobox 1 (gene LHX1). The coding region runs from base 117 to 1337 and encodes 406 amino acids. NCBI's taxonomy places the organism in Eukaryota, Metazoa, Chordata, Aves, Passeriformes, Pipridae. The transcript is spliced from 5 exons. Gene Ontology annotation, biological process: regulation of transcription by RNA polymerase II; neuron differentiation. Gene Ontology annotation, molecular function: DNA-binding transcription factor activity, RNA polymerase II-specific; RNA polymerase II transcription regulatory region sequence-specific DNA binding. Gene Ontology annotation, cellular component: nucleus. The record is from RefSeq and is a predicted model, not a curated record.
ACAAAAAGCAAACCUAUGCCGGUGUUGUCAUCUUUUUGAAAAAAAAAAUCGUUGUUUUAAUUUUUUUUUCUUGACACCUGGGAAACCGCUGCCCCCCUCAGAACUAACCAAAGACAAUGGUUCACUGUGCAGGCUGCAAAAGGCCGAUCUUGGACCGGUUUUUGUUGAAUGUACUGGACAGGGCUUGGCAUGUGAAGUGUGUUCAGUGCUGUGAAUGUAAAUGCAAUUUGACAGAGAAAUGCUUUUCGCGAGAAGGCAAGCUUUACUGCAAAAACGACUUCUUUCGGUGUUUCGGGACCAAGUGCGCGGGCUGUGCCCAGGGCAUCUCCCCCAGCGACCUGGUCCGCAGGGCGCGGAGCAAAGUGUUCCACUUGAACUGUUUUACGUGUAUGAUGUGUAACAAGCAACUCUCCACCGGCGAGGAGCUCUACAUCAUAGACGAGAACAAGUUUGUCUGCAAAGAAGAUUACCUAAAUAACAGCAAUACUGCCAAAGAAAACAGCCUGCAUUCAGCCACCACCGGCAGUGACCCCAGCCUGUCCCCCGACUCUCAAGACCCCUCCCAGGACGACGCCAAGGACUCGGAAAGCGCCAACGUGUCCGACAAGGAGACGGGCAGCAACGAAAACGACGACCAGAACCUGGGGGCCAAGCGGCGGGGACCUCGCACCACCAUCAAAGCCAAACAGCUAGAGACUCUGAAAGCCGCCUUCGCGGCCACCCCAAAACCCACCCGGCACAUCAGGGAGCAGCUGGCACAGGAGACUGGCCUCAACAUGCGGGUCAUCCAGGUCUGGUUCCAGAACCGGCGCUCCAAGGAGCGGCGGAUGAAGCAGCUGAGCGCGCUGGGCGCCCGGCGACACGCCUUCUUCCGCAGCCCGCGCAGGAUGCGGCCGCUGGUGGACCGGCUGGAGCCCGGGGAGCUCAUCCCCAACGGGCCCUUCUCCUUCUACGGAGAUUAUCAGAGCGAGUAUUACGGCCCUGGAAGCAAUUACGAUUUCUUCCCGCAAGGACCGCCUUCGUCUCAAGCGCAGACCCCCGUGGAUCUCCCCUUCGUGCCCUCCUCGGGGCCGUCGGGCACCCCGCUGGGGGCCAUGGACCACCCCCUGCCCGGACAUCACCCCUCCAGUGAGGCUCAGCGCUUCACUGACAUCAUGUCGCACCCCCCGGGAGACUCGCCCAGCCCCGAACCCAACCUGCCCGGGUCCUUGCACUCCAUGUCCGCGGAAGUUUUUGGCCCCAGCCCCCCCUUUUCGUCGAUAUCCGUCAACGGUGGUGCUAACUACGGCAAUCACUUGUCCCACCCUCCAGAAAUGAACGAAGCAGCUGUGUGGUAGCUUUAAAACGAACUGGGUCUUAAGUAAGUGAUGAUCAUCUAGUCUGCUUAUUGUUAUGGUGUACAGAAAUGAAUUAAUAUAACAUCUCUCCUGCCCUAAGACAAUAUUACCUUGGGAACGAACUGAAUCCAAUCGCUCCAAGGCAAGCUUUGCUCUAGACCAGGACAAUCUCCAUGUUAUGGUUGUAUCAAACAAGCGAGGGGACUUUUUUUGUACCAUUGACAAAGAAACUGGGGAAGCUGUACAGUAAAGUGCUGCCAUUACCGUAGGAUGGCGUGAGUUUGAUUUACCCUGUUGGAUGUCAUCCUAAGAGCCACAAUCCUUAGAAACUUCUCGUUUUAAAAAAA